AUGAAUCCCUACGACAGAUACUCCAAUCCUGCCCGAUACUCCAAUCCUGCCCCUUUUCACGCUCGUCGCAGUGAUUUUGUUGGAUCUAUUCCGCCGCCUUCGUUCGGCAGUCGUGGCGAUGCGGUUCCCUACGGCAUCUUUAGACCUAACGGGUUAGGAUCCAGACCCGUUUCUCCGAUGCCGCCCUUCGUGCCCCCUCCUGGGGGAUUUCACUUAGGGCGAGGUAGUGGUAGAGUGGGCAAUGGUCACGUAAGUGAUAGAAAACACGAUGUAGGUCGUGGGGGUGGUGGGAGAGGUCGUGGCGGUGGUAGAGGCGUAACUCACGGUUUUAGGGACUCCAGGAGAGGAGGUAGACACGAUGGUGGGUCUUCUAGAGACGAUUUGAACAACGUUACACUUCCGAAGCAGAAUUUUAAGAAUUUGGUCCCUUUUGAGAAGAAUUUUUACGUGGAGUGCCCUGUUGUGAGAGCCAUGUCUGAACAAGAAGUUCUGCAUUACCGUGCUUUUAGAGAGAUCACCGUGCAAGGGCAUGAUGUGCCGAAGCCUGUACGGAUGUUUCACGAGGCGAACUUUCCUGAUUAUUGCCUUGAGGUCAUUUCCAAUCUGGGUUUUGCUGAACCCACUCCAAUUCAGGCUCAGGGUUGGCCCAUGGCUAUGAAGGGUAGGGAUUUAAUUGGCAUUGCUGAGACUGGCUCGGGUAAAACUUUGGCGUAUUUGCUUCCUGCUUUAGUGCACGUCAAUGCUCAACCUCGACUAGCAUAUGGUGAUGGUCCCAUUGUCUUGGUGUUAGCGCCGACUAGAGAGCUAGCUAUUCAAAUUCAAGAAGAGGCUCUGAAAUUUGGGUCUCGAACAAAUAUUAGAAGUACAUGCAUCUAUGGUGGUGCACCAAAGGGCCCUCAAAUUCGUGAACUUAAAAGAGGUGUUGAGAUUGUUAUUGCAACACCUGGUCGUUUAAUAGAUAUGUUGGAAGCUCAGCACACAAAUCUUCAAAGAGUGACUUACCUUGUGUUGGAUGAAGCUGAUCGAAUGCUGGACAUGGGUUUUGAACCUCAGAUACGGAAAAUUAUUGGCCAGAUUCGACCUGAUAGGCAAACAUUAUUAUGGAGUGCUACAUGGCCAAGGGAGGUUGAAACUUUGGCAAGGCAGUUUCUGCGCAAUCCAUACAAGGUAAUUAUCGGAUCACCAAACCUAAAGGCAAAUCAAUCUAUAAAUCAAGUUGUUGAAGUUGUAUCAGACAUGGAAAAAUACAAAAGAUUAAUCAGACUGCUGAAAGAAGUCAUGGAUGGGAGCCGAAUUCUAAUAUUUAUGGAGACAAAAAAGGGAUGUGAUCAAGUUACAAGACAGAUGAGAAUUGAUGGGUGGCCUGCACUAUCCAUCCAUGGUGAUAAAAACCAGGCUGAAAGGGAUUGGGUCUUGGCUGAAUUUAAGAGUGGCAGAAGUCCAAUUAUGACUGCCACUGAUGUCGCUGCACGGGGUCUUGAUGUGAAAGACAUUAAAUGUGUGAUCAAUUAUGAUUUUCCGUCAAGCCUGGAAGAUUAUGUACACAGAAUUGGUCGAACUGGUCGUGCAGGGGCCAAAGGAACUGCAUACACAUUUUUUACACAUGCCAAUGCCAAGUUUGCUAGAGAUCUGAUCAAGAUUUUACAAGAUGCUGGUCAGGUUGUGAGUCCUGCAUUGUCUGCAUUGGUUCGGUCAGCUGGUUCUGGUCAAUUUCGAUCAGGGGGAAGUUUUCGCACAAGAGGACGCGGAGGCUAUGGAAAUCGAGGUUUAACAUCAGGGUCCAAUGCUAUUCCUCUAGGUUCGAAGAGGCCUUGGCAGUGUCUGUAG
Sphenostylis stenocarpa is the source of this 1827-nucleotide messenger RNA. The record is from the annotation of a GenBank genome assembly. NCBI's taxonomy places the organism in Eukaryota, Viridiplantae, Streptophyta, Magnoliopsida, Fabales, Fabaceae.